GCCCGCCCCGCCCCGCCGCCGGUGCGGUGCUGGAAGCCCCCGCUCUCCCGGAAGUGGCCCGGGCCUGUCUGUCGGGGUCCUCACCACCCCGUUGCUGCUGAGGGCUGCGGGGUGGCAGCGAUGGCGGAGGGGGCGCUGCUGCUGCUGCCCGAGGCGGCGGCGGAGCGGGAUGCUCGGGAGAAGCUGGCUCUCUGGGAUCGGAGACCGGACACGAAGGCGCCGCUGACCGACAGGCAGACGGACUCGGUGUUGGAGCUGAAGGCGGCGGCGGAGAACCUGCCGGUGCCGGUCGAGCUCCCAGUUGAAGACUUGUGCAGUUUAACAUCCCAGUCGCUGUCCAUGGCACAGAAUGCAGUAGUACCUGCAUCUACAGAAGACAUUCUCUUGAAGGGUUUCACUUCCUUAGAAAUGGAAGAAGAAAGAAUUGAAACUGCACAACAGUUUUUCUCAUGGUUCGCAAAGCUACAAACUCAGAUGGAUCAGGAUGAAGAAACGAAGUAUAGACAGAUGAGGGAUUACUUGUCUGGGUUUCAGGAGCAGUGUGAUGCUAUAUUGAAUGAUGUAAACAGUGCUCUUCAGCAUCUGGAAUCAUUGCAGAAACAGUAUCUUUUUGUGUCCAAUAAGACAGGAACCCUACACGAAGCCUGUGAACAGCUCCUAAAAGAACAGUUGGAACUGGUUGAUCUGGCUGAAAACAUUCAACAGAAGCUUUCCUAUUUUAAUGAAUUGGAAACUAUUAAUACUAAAUUGAAUUCUCCUACAUUGUCUGUGAAUAGUGAAGGAUUUAUACCUAUGCUGGCCAAGUUAGAUGACUGUAUAACAUAUAUCUCAUCUCAUCCGAAUUUUAAAGAUUAUCCUGUAUAUUUACUGAAGUUUAAGCAAUGUCUUUCUAAAGCUUUGCAUCUCAUGAAGACGUACACUGUGAACACACUACAGAACCUCACAAGUCAGUUAUUGAAAAGGGAUCCUUCAUCUGUACCUAAUGCAGACAAUGCCUUCACACUAUUUUAUGUGAAAUUUCGAGCUGCUGCCCCCAAAGUCAGAACUCUUAUUGAACAAAUAGAACAACGAUCUGAAAAAAUACCUGAAUACCAACAACUGCUAAAUGACAUCCACCAGUGUUACCUUGAUCAACGGGAGCUCCUUUUGGGUCCUAGUAUUACUUGUACUGUAACAGAGUUGACCAGCCAGAAUAACAGGGAUCAUUGUGCCUUGAUUCGCAGUGGCUGUGCCUUUAUGGUCCAUGUAUGCCAGGAUGAGCACCAACUUUACAAUGAAUUUUUCACAAAACCAACGCCAAAAUUAGAUGAACUUUUGGAGAAACUGUGUGUGUCAUUGUAUGAUGUCUUCAGGCCGUUGAUCAUUCAUGUUAUUCACUUAGAGACUCUAUCAGAACUUUGUGGGAUUCUUAAAAAUGAGGUGCUUGAAGAUCAUGUACAGAACAAUGCCGAACAACUGGGAGCCUUUGCAGCUGGAGUAAAGCAGAUGUUGGAAGAUGUACAAGAGCGGCUCGUCUACCGAACCCACAUCUACAUUCAGACAGACAUCACGGGCUACAAACCAGCUCCUGGAGAUCUGGCAUAUCCUGAUAAGUUAGUAAUGAUGGAGCAAAUUGCACAGAGUUUAAAAGAUGAACAGAAGAAGGUACCUUCAGAAGCUUCAUUUUCAGAUGUUCGGUUAGAAGAAGCAGAGUCUAAUAAUCUAACAAAAUCUGGUUCACCAGACUCGCCCAAUCCUAGACCUCAGACCACAAUUUCUCCAGCUGAUCUUCAUGGAAUGUGGUAUCCUACAGUUCGAAGAACCCUUGUCUGUCUCUCCAAAUUGUAUAGAUGCAUAGACAGGGCAGUGUUUCAAGGAUUAUCACAGGAAGCCUUGUCUGCCUGCAUUCACUCGUUACUUGGAGCAUCGGAGUCUAUCAGCAAAAACAAGACUCAGAUCGAUGGACAACUUUUCUUAAUAAAGCACCUUUUGAUUCUUCGUGAACAAAUUGCUCCAUUUCACACUGAAUUCACCAUUAAGGAAAUUUCCCUGGACCUCAAGAAAACUAGAGAUGCAGCAUUUAAAAUCCUGAACCCUAUGACUGUUCCAAGAUUUUUUAGGCUGAAUAGCAACAAUGCCUUGAUAGAGUUCUUGUUGGAGGGUACUCCUGAGAUAAGAGAACAUUAUCUUGACUCUAAAAAAGACGUAGACCGUCAUCUGAAAUCGGCCUGUGAGCAGUUUAUUCAGCAGCAGACCAAGCUGUUUGUAGAGCAGCUGGAGGAGUUCCUGACAAAGGUUUCGGCAUUAAAAACAAUGGCCAGUCAGGGAGGACCCAAAUAUACUCUCUCUCAGCAGCCUUGGGCACAACCAGCAAAGGUCGGUGACCUUGCGGCAGGUGCCUAUAAGAAAGUCAAAGCACAGCUGCCGCUGACGUUGAGAAGUAUGUCACUGUACCUGUCCAAUAAAGAUACUGAGUUCAUCUUAUUUAAACCUGUCAGGAAUAACAUUCAACAAGUCUUUCAGAAGUUCCAUGUUUUGUUAAAGGAAGAGUUCAGCCCUGAAGAUACCCAGAUCAUUGCUUGUCCUUCUAUGGAACAGCUGAACUUCCUACUGUCGGUUUCUAAAUAACCAGGCCGGGCAGGCUGUGUGUGUAAAUGGUGUGUCCAGUAGGAGCGUCGUGAAUCUUGCAGCUUGCAGGACACAGAGGAGUUGUAUGAGAAUGUCCCCAAGAACCCACAGGCGUGCUGCCCGGAGCUGACUGCAGAAGGAAAUAUAAGCAAAAUGUUAAAAGAUCGGUGUUUCCCUUUUAAAAACAUCAAAAUGCCAAAGAUUAAACUACGAGAGGGGAUAACUGCGUCAUUUCAAUGAUCACAGGAAGUGUAGGCUGUUUAGACGUAGCUGUGGUGGGCACGCAGGGAAGUGGUUCUUAGCCAGAGAUGUGCAAUGAAAAUAGGUUGCAAUAAGUAGUGCAAAGAAGAACUUUACGGAAAUAUAGCUAAUUAGAAAGCUUCUAAGAGAAAGGUUUGUUAAAGCGUGAAACACUGCAACACUUAACCACUGAGCAUUCCAGUGGCUAUUUUUUUACUUCCAGAAAUGUUAUUUCUACACUCUAUUUAAUGUAAUAUUUCUCCUAUCACUUUGAAGUUUAGUUUGGAGUAGAUUGGAUGCUUCUGAGAGCACAUUCUGCUUUCUUGGGAAUUCAGGGUGUUAUCUUUCUGUGUGUUUGAUGUGAGGUCGUUUCAAGAUGCAAGGACCUGUGUAAGGUCCCAGCAUCUGCACGCCUUGAAUUGCUUAGGUGCAGAACGUUCGAAAGCAGGGAGCUGCAGCCUCCUCAGAAUAGAGGAUGUGUGUGCAGUAUCUUUAAUGGGAAUCUUCCUGGUACAAUAGUCAGUGUUUGUGAGUGGGAAGUACCAAUUAAGGUGACUGAAAUCUGGCACAUAAAGGAGACAAGAAAACCUGAUGAAUAGUGUGGCUCAUGCUUGAAGGUUGGGGUUAGCAGCCUUCUGUAGACUGCCUUCGGUUUUAGUAGUUCUUUGAAAAGUGAACGCUUUCGUGUCCUGUAUAUUCAGUGGCGGUGCUGUGUACCAGUCUCGUGGCUCUGCAGCCCUGCUACAGAAGAAUACAUUUUACCAACAAGACAAGAAUGAGGAAGACUGCCCACCCCUACAGUCUGCCACACUGCAUCGGGGAUCAUGAAAUGAAUUAUGCGCCUCCGUGAGCUUUCCUACAAAUACCUAUUUCCUGAGUGGAUUGGUUUUGCCUCUGAUGUUAUAGUAAAUGUAGCCUGCUUUUUGGUUCAAAAGGAAUUUUGAGUUAUUUAAACACUAGUCUAGAGAUGGAACACUGACGAGGGUUCUGGAAUAUAGCCAGCAGACGUCAUUCUUCUCGACCAUAGCAGCAUUUCUCAUCCCCUUACAGCAGACCCCCGCAUUGUAGACAGGUUACAGACCCUGAGGUCUGUCAUUGUAAACAGGUCACUUGUCUUUCAACUCAGUUUAAAUUGGUGAUAGAUGUUGCUUGAUAGAGCUUAAUACUCUAUAUUUUGGGAAAGUAUAAGGUAAAGAGGGUCCAUAUUCAUUUUUUGACAUGAAAUGAAUGAAUUAGGAAGACUAUAUUUACUUCCGUUUACUAUUUUAAAUACAUGUUUAAUGAAACAAACUGUAAAAUAUCCAGUUUUGUGUAUUAUAUGUACAUUUGAUUUUUUAAUAGCCUUUCCAAAGAAAUGAGGGCAUGAUUAUUGUACAGUACUGUGACUGAUCUCAUUUAAUGUACAGAGCAGAGUGUGUUCUUAAGGAUAAAAAUAUUUGGCGGCACCCAUUCCUGUGUCUUGAAUCCUUUAUUUCUGAAGCACUCAAACACCUUACAAAGUGCUGAGUAGGUGACGGUGACCCAACUUGUUUCCUGAAUGAGUCUUUGUUUAAAUCUGUACAGUUUCAAGUGUUUACUUAUACAAAGAGUGUACAUACUUUCAAAUAAUUAAAAAAAUAAUUAACUUAAAAUGCUUUAUAUUAUUUGGCUAGAAAUUGCUGUUUUUAAUAAAUGUGAAUUUUUUAAAAAAUAAAGAUUUUUGCUUCCUA
This is a messenger RNA of Equus quagga, 4556 nucleotides long. It is a transcript of the gene COG3, whose product is annotated as component of oligomeric golgi complex 3. The transcript is spliced from 23 exons. Gene Ontology annotation, biological process: Golgi organization; intracellular protein transport; intra-Golgi vesicle-mediated transport. The record is from RefSeq and is a predicted model, not a curated record. Gene Ontology annotation, cellular component: membrane; cis-Golgi network; COG complex. Lineage: Eukaryota; Metazoa; Chordata; Mammalia; Perissodactyla; Equidae. The coding region runs from base 121 to 2607 and encodes 828 amino acids.